Molecule: messenger RNA, 627 nt
Organism: Prunus armeniaca (apricot)
Lineage: Eukaryota; Viridiplantae; Streptophyta; Magnoliopsida; Rosales; Rosaceae
Source: the annotation of a GenBank genome assembly
AUGGCUUCCAUCAAGUUUUCAAUCUGUUUUCUCCUUCUUGUUUUCUCUUCAAGUCUCUUAUUUGUUAUCAGUACCAGUCAAGCUGUAGAGCAAACACACCAACCCAAACCAUCAGCCGUACUCUCUGACAAGGGCUAUCAUGCCAUGUCACUAACCCUAGACACCAUUCUUGAGGCCUAUCCACAGCCUCCGUUGACACUCCUCAAGUAUCACAUUGUGCCAUUCAAGUUCGAUAGAGAUACAAUAGAGGCGUAUGUUGGUCAUGGUUCCAAUGUUCGCACUCUUUUGCCCGGUCAUCCUCUCGUUGUUACUUCCUUACCAACCCGUACGGGUGCAUCAUACGCUUCUAUUAACCGAGUCAAAAUCACUGAAUGGGAUGUCUACAACAACGGACGACUCAUUGUUCAUGGGGUUGAGGACUUCUUCGAUCCGGCUUUCCAAACCCUAUUGUAUCCACAGUACGACGUCUCCGUUGCGACAAAGGUUCUGUCUCGUGGAUUUCCUUGGCAGAGAGAGGUGAUAGCGUAUUGGUUAUGGUUUCUUUUGCAAGCUCUUGCAGCUACUGUGCUCAUUCUCGCAUAUGCCUUUUGUGACAAGGACGAUGUUCAAUAUAUUGUAGCUAGCUAG